Darwinula stevensoni is the source of this 3359-nucleotide messenger RNA. The record is from the annotation of a GenBank genome assembly. Lineage: Eukaryota; Metazoa; Arthropoda; Ostracoda; Podocopida; Darwinulidae.
AUGGAGGUAAUGAAAGGGGUACCUUGGCCAGUGAAUGGAGGUAGACUUCGCAACCCAGAUGAGCAAGAGCCCCAGGCCUUGUUGUUGACCGGUCAUGAAGAUGGAAGUGUGAGAUUCUGGGCAGCUGGUGGAGUUGCCCUGCGCCCCAUUUACACUCUCACAACAUCACCUUUCUUCACUGGUGAUCAUGGGGAACACCCUCCCAAUGAAGAUCAAGAUGAAUGGCUCUCCUUUCGCAAGGUAAAGCUGUUGGAUGGGACUAGCUUAGCCCUUAUCAAGAUUCUCACUGAUCUGGAAAACCUGAAAAAGGCAAGAAAAUAUAAGCAGAAUGUUGGGAAGAAUUCAGAAAAGUACUUCAAUGACUUUCAAGUAGGAAGCUUUGAUCCCUUCUCUGAUGACCCCAGACUGGCUGUGAAGAAGAUCUGGAUGUGUCCCUUUCGUGGCAUAUUGGUUGUGGCUGGCACUGCUGGUCAGGUUAUUGUCCUCAAUCUCAAUGAUGAAGAAACUGAGAAGGAGUUGGAGGCAAUUCCCAUGAACUUGGUGUCUGAUUGUGAUGGAUUUGCUUGGAAAGGCCACAGUGAGCUGGGUCUUGUACCCGGAAAGCAGAACUUGGUUCCUGGAUUCCAGCCAUCAAUGAUUCUCCAGAUCAGCCCUCCUGCAGCUGUCACUUCCCUGGCUGCCAAUGCCAAGUGGGGCCUUGUUGCUGUUGGCACUGCUCAUGGAUUUGGACUCUUCGAUUUUGUCCAGAAGAAGGUUGUCAUGCUCCGUUGCACCCUUAAUCCUAAUGAUAUAGCUGGAGCUGGGGAGCAUCCCAUGUCCCGAAGGAAAUCAUUCAAGAAGUCCCUGCGGGAAUCCUUCCGUCGCUUGAGGAAAGGACGUUCCCAACGGCCUCCUGUCUCUCCAAAUAAGGCUCAUGCCUCUCCACAGAAGCAGGGAAGUGAGGAAGGGAAGGGUGAUGAAGAUGGGAAAGAGAGUGGAAAGGACACGAAGAAGGCUGAAGAGAAAAAGGAAGAGGAAGGAGAGAAAGAGAAAGACAAGGGAGAAGAAAAGAAAGAGGAUGGAGCUGGGAAGUCAAAGGAAGAAGAAAAGAAAGAGGAUGGAGCUGGGAAGUCAAAGGAAGAAGAAAAGAAAGAGGAAGGAAUUGAGAAGAAAAAUGGAGAGGAGACUAAAGUGGCCAAGUCCUCGGAUCCCCCAAAACCUGAGGAGAGUUCCCCAGCUGGUGAGGGAAAGGAAAAAUCUCCAUCCCAGCAGGAGAAGGAACGCAGUGCCUCACCAAUUGAAGAUGCAAAGCCAGUUGAACGCCAGGUAGAAGCCCGCUCUGCAGAUGAUACUCUUGGGGGCAUGGUUCGUUCCCUGUACCUGGCUGAAUCCUACAUUGUCAAUGUGCAUAAUACAAGUGCCACCCUGUGGGCUGGCACCAACAGUGGAGCCAUUUUUGUUUUUACCUUGUCUAUAUCCAAAGAAGAUGACAAGAGGAAAGAAGAGCCAGUGACUUGCCAGUUGGCUAAAGAAAUCCAGUUGAGGCACCGUGCUCCGGUGAUCUCAAUCAUGAUUCUGGAUGGAGCAGCAAUGCCACUUCCAGAAUUCUGUGGUCGACCAGAACCAACCCCUGGCACACAUCGCGUCCUCAUCUGCUCUGAGGAGCAGUUCAAAGUCUUCACCCUACCCAGCCUGAAACCGUAUGGGAAGUACAAAGUAACAGCUCAUGAGGGAUCUCGGCUGAGGAAGGCAGGCUUUGCAACAUUCAUGUCCACUGCCAACUCUGAACAUAAGGAGACCUGCCUUGCCUGCCUGACAAAUCAGGGUGAACUUUCCGUGUUCUCAGUCCCUGACCUCAAGCGACAGUUCCAUGCCACCUGCAUUCGCAAGGAAGACAUCAAUGGGAUCUUGAGCUUGGUGUUCACUGAUAGAGGAGAGGCAAUGUAUCUCCACUCUCCAAGUGAAUUGCAACGUGUCUCCCUAGCUGCUGCAUAUGUCACAAGGUCCAAGUGCACCCUCGAUCUUCCUGAGGGUUCACGGCCUCCAAAGCCUGAAACCAAAGAAGAAAAGAAGGAUGAGAAUGCUGCUGAUGAGAAUAAACAAGAAGAGGAGGAGGAGGAAGAGGUGAAAGAAAAUCACAGCAAUGAAGUAACGACACCUACAUCCCCUGAUGCCAAGGGGAAUCAUAACAUUUCAACCAUAUCUGCUGACAUCACCAUUGACUCCAUCAAGGAUCACAUUGGGAACAUGGAUGCAGAGAUCUCAGUGACCAAGAAAGAAGUUAGGACUGAGGUGAAGUCUGACAAGAUUGAGGAGAGUGUCACUCUAAUUAAGACCACAACUCUCACAACAGCAGCUGCUGAAGAUGGCACUGCAGUAGCUGUAGUGACAGCGUCCAACUCCAUAGAGCAGACUAAUGGUCAACCCCACCUUGCACCCCUGGCCAGCAUGGAAGACACGGAGCACUUGGACAUGUAGUGCACUUCAUCUCUUGCUUCUAGGAUUCUCUUCUUUUCUCCUGGGACACAUUGGACCAAAAUCCUCUGAAGUGCCCUUGUGACUCCAUCCCAGGCCAGGAAGAAGGGACAUUUUCCAAUUUGUGAUGGAUUCUUAUUCACUACGUGUCCAUUUGUCCAUUGACCUCUCCCUGCUGUCUGUUUUUCUGUCUUAUCUGCCUGCUCGUCUGCUCCACUGUCUUGGGAAAUCAAAAGUGGAAACAAGUACAAGCCUGUGCUCGGCCUUCUGCCAAAUCUUCCUGCUUUCCAUGUAGGUUGGAUGGCUUCAAUUUUCACUUCAGCACUGCAAGUUUUUUUUGUCCCAGUCAUAAAAAAAGACUGUUGUGGUCCUGAGUUUUUAUUAUGAGUUUCCACAUUUCUCAGAGCAUGUGGAGAAUCAUCUCCCCUAAAACUGAUCUCAAGUCAUUUUAUUUUUCUCUCAAGUACUGCAUCCUUAAAGAACUAUUUUGUUUGCAUCCUUUUUCCCUUUUUAUCCUUUCUUCAAGCCUGAAUCCAUGACAAAAUAGGUGAGUUAUUUUAGCCCAUAGACAUGUCUGUGUUCUUUUCUAUUAGUGCACACUUAUGAUUCAGAUGUGUAUGAUAGUGUUUAUGAAUAUUUGACCACUCACAGAUAUUUGAUGUAUGGAAACGUUUGUAAAGAAAAGACGGUGAAUCUGACAAGGUGGAGAAGCAAAUUAGGUAAUGGAGCUUGUUUCUGUCUUAUUUUUCCUUCCUGUUUUCUCAGUCAGGCAAGCACACAUUUCAAUUAGCGCCCACAUCAAAGGAAGAUGCAAAAUAUGAGAAUGUGUUGGAUUCACUCCCGUUUUGUUGCAUCCUCACUGGUUUUGUAUAUUAGUUGGUAAUAAAACUAGUGUGGCUUCUCAA